AUGCGGCUGACUGGGCCCACAACAGAGACCUGCUGGGAUGCUCUGAAGCUGAAGCAGCACUCCAAAAGUGCAGGAUGGCGUGACGCCAUUGGGCUUCUCCGCGUCGCAGGCAGUCUUCUGGCUCGGCCAAAUCUAUUCACGUACACACUUGGCAUUCGGAGUCUCAAAAAGUCUUCUCGCUGGCGAGAUGCCACGGCUUUGCUGCAGUUUCUCGUGGGGAUUCAAGGCAUUCAGCCGGACACUGUUUGUGUUGGGACAGUCCUUUCAACAUGCAAGAAGUGGGUCACGGCUUUGCACUUUCUUGAGCGCCUGGAGAUGACGGCUGUCAGGGUGGGCGGAGUGAUGCUGGGCCAGGCGACCUCAUCAUGCAUGCGACAGAUGCUAUGGGAACGGGCCGCGCAACUUCUCUGCACGUUCUCCGAUGCACGUAGCAUUCCAGACUCGCAAAGCUUCACAGCCGGAAUUCAGGCUUGUGUUGCCGAGUGGUGCGUCGCGUUGCAGAAAUUGGAGGAAAUGGGGGUGCUCCGCAUGUGUGUGGAUGACAUCGCAACAAAAGCAGCCAUGAACUCCUUGACACAAGCUGGCCUUUGGCAGAAGAUGCUUCAGAUGUUCACCAGACUGGACGACAUUGACGAACUCAGCUGCUCAAGUUGUAAGACUGCAUGUAUGAAAAGUGCGACCUGGGUGAUGCCUUUGACGCUUCUGGAUUCCGGGUUUUCGCUACGGCUGGGUUUAGACAUCAUUGACAUGAGUACCGUGAUUUCGGCAUGCGAAAAGGGAAGAAAAUGGGCCGGCUCUGUUGCUCUGCUGCACGAUGCACAGCAAAGCAAACUUCGCAUUGACGCUGUUUGCUGGGAUGGGUCGAUGCCAUCUGGUGAGCCAACAUGGCAGCUUGUCUUGUUCAUGAUGCAAGAGGCUGCCCGCUCCGCGCUGGCAUCACGGACAUGCUCAUACAACCGGGGCAUCAGUGCAUGCCAUCGGAGCAGCCAGUGGCAGCUUGCACAUGGUCUUCUAAAGGGUGGCCUGCAGCCAGAUGCUCUGAGCUACAACUCGGCAGUGGCAGCUUUCCGUGUUUCUUCUCAAUGGCAAGAAGCCCUUCGCGCGCACCAGGCAAUGGUCGAAGACGCUGUCCUUCCAGAUGCGCUGACCGAGAAGACAGUGGCCAGUUCCCUUGCUAGCCAGUCCUGGCGCUAUGCGUUGCUGCUGAUCUCGAUGUCCAAAAGCUCCAAGCUGAACUCCAGUACAACCGGCUUACAGUCUGUCGCCGCCAAUUGGGUGGGCUGGCAGCAAGCUUGUGCCUCCUGUGCCUUGAUGAUGCAGGAGGGUGUCUCAUGCGAUCGUUCGACUUACACGUCGUGGAUAUCAACAUGCGCCAGCGCAACGAUGUGGCUAAGGGCCAUUACUUUGUACAAAAGCACAAUGCUAAACACCGUGCAACCUGACUCAGUGUGGCAGCCCAUCAUCUCUGCAAGUACAGAUCAAUGGCGGCAAGCCCUCGAGUUCAUCAGCAGGCUUGGCAGGCUGCAGUCGACACCUUUGUGGAGGCAGUACUUGCCAUCGGCAGCAAGCAAGGUGAGGUGGCGAGCGCUUGUUCUUGCUCUCAUGCGAUUUCAAGAGGCGAACGGAGAGCCUGACCUGAAACUGAGUGGUGUGUUAUGUGAGUCUACGACACGAGCGGGGUGGCGCAAGGUCAUGGCGUUGGUUCACCAGUUCGGUUUGCAGCAGAUCAGCAUGGAUGCCUUUUUGUAUAGCAGCGCAAUGAGCUCAUGUCGAUCGAGUCAAUCAGGGAAAUGGUCACUGGUGCGGGCUUUGCUCGAUCGUUCUACAAGAUGUUCCCAGUGUGACACUGUUGUUUGGAACUCGUUCUUGGCGAGCAGAGGUGUGCUCUGGCCUACAGCUUUGAGCACGUUGAGCGACAUGGGUUCUGCUGGUUACAAAGCAGAUACCAUCUCGUACAAUUGCAUAGUGGCUGCGUGUAGGGAGCAAUGGCAGCUAGUCGUGGCGAGCUAUGAGCACAUGGCUUCCUUGAGCCUUGAGCUGGAUGUGGCCUUCUCAUCAGCUAUCGAUUGCUGCAAGCACUCUUUGCAGCUACAGGUUGGGAGGCGCAUCUUGGACGGUGCCAAGCAGAUUUCGUGCAUAAUGCGCUUCUGGGCAAUGGCACAGAUGUCUAUUUUGACGGAUUUGAGUUCUUGCUUUGCAGAUGUCUUGCGGCAAGUGGCCACGCGGAUGUUGACGUGUGCCGAAGUUUCCAAGCUUUGGUGGGCUACUGCUUCGCUUGGCCUCCACCACUCCGAGAUGCUAAGGCAUCUGGAGACUCACAGCACCCGGCUGUUGUCAAGGUUCACGCUUGAAGAGUUGGUUGCUGUCGCCAUGGGUGCCUGUACCACUGCUGCUGACGCGCAGUUUCUCCGUGCACUUCAGUUUGAAGUGACUUCGAGGGCUGAGGCGCUUGAGCGUCAGGAAGAAACUGCUCCGCAAGUGAUCUUGCAACAGCUUGUUGGCAUACUAUGGGCCCUGAACUUUGCCGUGCCUGUGCGCCAUCGUGUCUUCGUGUGCUUUCGACAGCUCUUUCGUAGAUUGGCAUCGCUCCUGGAUGUUGUCAGCUUGUCAGAAGACUCUGGCGCUCGUACGAUCCACAGUACCCUGGAUCGCCACCUAACUUCUCCAGCAGUAGUGCUGACUUUAUCAGAUUGCCUUGUCACCGCGAAGCCAGCCGGUUGGGAAGUGUAUGGCGAUACAAAGCUGCAGAUGUUACCUUACAUUCAGACAUUGCUGGGAGAGCUGCCAAUUCACCAGGAUCCAGAACACGCUUUCGGCUUUCUUCAUCGUUUAGAUAUACCAAGCUCAGGAUUGAUCUUGUCUGCCUCGACGUAUACCGCACUGUAUGACUUACAGCUUCAACUGGUAAGUGGCCGACUUCUGCGAGACUAUGUCGUCCUUUGCCAUGGGCAUGUUCCGAAGCAUCUCAGUGAGAUUCAAGUGCGGUUACAGCUGAACGACGUAGCAACUGCUGGUGCUCAGGGGAAAGCCGCUCGCACCUUGGUACACGUGGUUGCCAGAACAAGCAACACUGAGGGCAUGGCAUUCAGCCUCACUCUGGUACGCAUACUGACAGGACGACUGCACCAGAUUCGAAGUCAUUUCGCUUUUGUUGGCCAUCCCACUGCAAGUGACGGCAAGUACACAACUGCAUCAACAUUUGGUGCCGACCUUGGCAUCUGCCCACGCAACUUCCUGCACCGGUAUCAUCUUUCGUUUGAAGAUCGACGGGGAUGUACACAUCGGGUGUUUAUGCAUCUUCCUGCUGACUUGUGCAACUGCCUGAAGUCGUUGACAGCACUGGAUGAAGCGACCAGUCAACAGCUGGAAAAGUGGGUCCUUGGUCAGGAGCAAUUUUGGGAAGAGUUCGUCCCAGACGGGUGA
Symbiodinium natans is the source of this 3423-nucleotide messenger RNA. NCBI's taxonomy places the organism in Eukaryota, Dinophyceae, Suessiales, Symbiodiniaceae. The record is from the annotation of a GenBank genome assembly.